Radiomyces spectabilis is the source of this 411-nucleotide messenger RNA. RefSeq names its product ribosomal L27e protein family-domain-containing protein. Lineage: Eukaryota; Fungi; Mucoromycota; Mucoromycetes; Mucorales; Radiomycetaceae. The coding region runs from base 1 to 411 and encodes 136 amino acids. Gene Ontology annotation, biological process: translation. Gene Ontology annotation, molecular function: structural constituent of ribosome. The record is from RefSeq and is a predicted model, not a curated record. The transcript has 3 exons. Gene Ontology annotation, cellular component: cytosolic large ribosomal subunit; ribosome.
AUGGUGAAGUUUAUCAAAGCCGGAAAGGUUGUCGUGAUCCUUCAGGGUCGUUACGCUGGCAAGAAGGCCGUUGUCGUUAGAAACCACGAUGAGGGUACCAAGGACAGACCUUAUGGUUAUGCUGUUGUUGCUGGCAUUGAACGUUACCCCUUGAAGGUCACCAAGGCCAUGGGCAAGAAGAAGGUUGCCAAGCGCUCCAAGGUCAAGCCUUUCGUCAAGAUCGUUAACUACAACCACAUGAUGCCUACGCGUUACGGCUUGGAGUUGGAACAGAUCAAGGGCACCGUUUCUGCUGAAACCUUCAAGGAACCCACCCAGCGUGAGGAUGCCAAGAAGACCAUCAAGAAGCUCUUCGAAGAACGUUACCAGACUGGCAAGAACAAGUGGUUCUUCAGCAAGCUUAGAUUCUAA